Molecule: messenger RNA, 1747 nt
Organism: Epinephelus lanceolatus (giant grouper)
Lineage: Eukaryota; Metazoa; Chordata; Actinopteri; Perciformes; Serranidae
Gene: spata4
Product: spermatogenesis associated 4
Biological process (GO): regulation of cytoskeleton organization
Cellular component (GO): axoneme
Molecular function (GO): microtubule binding
Source: RefSeq, a predicted model, not a curated record
AACCGGUCGAGUUAAUUGGGGUUUAGCAUGAUUAUAUGGAUUGACUUGCUGUAUAGUUAACAGUAAAACAUUAUUUGUUUGUAGAUUUCAUCACCUUGACAGCGGUAUGUCUUACCCACAGUCUCCCAAAAAGACAGGACUGCCGAGAGAAGUGGUGAAAUGGCUGCAGAGCCUCGACCUGUCAUUUUAUCCGAAGAAUGUGCGCAGAGAUUUUUCCAAUGGUUUCCUUGUCGCAGAGAUAUUGUCUCGUUAUUACUCCCACGAUUUUCCAAUACAUUCAUAUGACAAAGGAACUUCACUUUCUGCCAAACAGAGGAACUGGAGCCAAAUAGAAAAGUCUCUACAGAAGCAGAAUCUGCACUUAAUGAAAGAAGUUAUUGAUGGAGUCAUCCACUGUAAACCAGGAGCAGCUGAAUUGUUGGUGCAGGAGGUUUAUACUGUCUUAACUAACCGGAGCAUCAGAGAAGUUCAACGCCCAAUGUCGGACUUCACUGACCAAGAGUACCAGGAGCUUCUGCCCACAGUGGCCCGUUCCACGGCCUCCAAGGCCAUCAAGAACAACCUGAGGAUAACGGAGAUCAUGGCCGAGCCCGACAUUAGCACAAACCAGAGGAAGGCAGAAAUGAUCCUCCACAGGCACCUGGAGCACAAGGCUGCAGAGAGGAUACUCAACCCCGGGCGUUUUAAUGUGAAGCCUAAUCUGGGUCGGCUGGCAGCCAAAAAUCUUCUGUCAUCCAGUGGCUGUGAUGAGUGCUUUGCUUCAUAUGGAGACACUACAGCAAAGUUGUGCUCCUCAUCGACGUGGAGAGGAGCUGCUGUUUCCUUCAAGGAGAUAAAGGUGCACCAGCCUGUCAGACGCUCACUGGUUAACUAGUAAAGGAGCUGGAUGGAGCUCUGUGCUCUGUUAUUAUAUAUUGUGUGUGUGUGUGUCACUUAAUGUAUUGAUGUGUCACAGUUCUUCAGAGCAUAGCCUAUUUUAACUCUUGUGCCUCACAAGUAUAAACUGGAGUAUAAUUUGUUUUGAAAGACAGACGUCACUGUUUGUUAUGGCUUAUGUAAUGUCACUGUGCCUCCACCAUCAUGUCUGGGCUAUGCCAGUUUGUACCAGUAGGUGGCAGCAUUGAGUCAUGAGCAGAGUUCUCCUCUAUGUCUUUUAGACUAAUACCCACUGCUGUAGGUGUACCAUUGACAAAAAGAGGAAAUAAAUCAGUGUGUGCAGCCGAAACUGACAAGCUUGCUGUUCAUCUGUUUGUGUUGCUCACCGUCCUAAGUGCUAAGAUGCUACUCCUGAUGUUUCUUUUCCCACCAAUGGACCAUUUUUACAGCAGGCUUUUUGACAUGUCAUAAUAGGAAAAACAUAGGUGAAAUUGAUGACAUUAAUAUCACAGUUCCAUUAAGUGUCUCAGUGAGCUAUUCCAGUGAGCCAGCAUGCACCACAUCAGGACAUCCCCUAAAUUGAAUACAGCUGCCAUCAUUAAUAUUGUUAAAUACACCUGUGAUUUUCCUACAAUGACAAGCCAAAGUAUCUGCUAACAUGCAUCCUCCCUUCUUUACCAUCACUGAGGCAACACACAGACUUUUUUUAAUCUGCAUUAUAAGAAAUCAUGAUUCGCCAAAUGCUGGUAAAAUGAUGUGCAACUUAUACCUGAUUCCUAAAUUGGAUUGCUUGAUCAUCAUUAAUGUUGUGAAUUUUCUAGCCUCUGGUUGAAUAGAUUUCAGCACUUGUAUGGACUGCAGUGUCAAUAUG